AUGGUUUCUAAUGUCGCUUUAAUUAUUGUUGAUCUUCAAGAAGAUUUUCUUCCUCCAAAUGGUUCAUUAGCUAUUCAAAGCGCAAGGUCAAUAAUCCCGAAAAUCAAUAAUUUGAUAACUUCAAAAUCAUAUAAUUGGUCAACUAUUAUAGCUACUCAAGAUUGGCAUCCACAAACUCAUGCUUCAUUUGCAUCACAACAUAAUCAACGACCAUUUACAACCAAAACUUUUCAACAUCCAGAAAAAAGAUUAAAUCCUAAUACUGGUGAAAUAAUUGAGAUCAAUCAGACUCUUUGGCCGGAUCAUUGUGUUGAAAAUACAUUUGGAUCAUCGCUUGAAAAAUCUUUUCAUGAUAAUUUUAACCAAUUGGAAAAUAAAGCCAAAAUAAUUAUCAAAAAAGGAUAUUUACAAGAUCGUGAAUAUUAUUCUGCUUUUCAAGAUUGUUGGCAUUUGCAUAAAACAGAAUUGGAAAAUUAUUUAAGACAAUUAAAUAUUGAAAAAGUUGUUUUUGUUGGUUUGGCUUAUGAUUUUUGUGUGUUGAAUUCAGCUAUUGAUUGUUCCAAAUUGGAUUUCAAAACUUAUGUAUUGAAAGAUUAUUGUAGGUCGGUAUAUCCUGAUAAAUUUGUUGAAACAGAUACAGAGUAUAUGAAGAAUGGAGUUGAAGUAAUUGAAGGAAUACAUAUUCCUGAACUUUAA
Messenger RNA from Insectozyma verbasci, 696 nucleotides. Lineage: Eukaryota; Fungi; Ascomycota; Pichiomycetes; Serinales; Debaryomycetaceae. The record is from the annotation of a GenBank genome assembly.